AUGGAUUCUAAUCUAGUGAUCGAUGGCCAUGUAAAUUGCAUGCUUGGUUAUAUGAAAAUGUGGAAAUUACACUAUCGUCCAGCAGAACGUAAACACGUAGACUAUCGUCCAGCAGGAUGUAAACACGUAAACUGUCGUCCAGCAGAAUGUAAACACGUAGACUAUCGUCCAGCAGAACGUAAACACGUAGACUGUCGUCCAGCAGAACGUAAACACGUAGACUAUCGUCCAGCAGAACGUAAACACGUUGACUAUCGUCCAGCAGAACGCAAACACGUAGACUGUCGUCCCGCAGAACGUAAACACGUAGACUGUCGUCCCGCAGAACGUAAACACGUAGACUAUCGUCCAGCAGAACGUAAACACGUAGACUAUCGUCCCGCAGAACGUAAACACGUAGACUAUCGUCCAGCAGGACAAUUCGAAUUGAAACACGUAGACUAUCGUCCAGCAGAGCGUAAACACGUAGACUAUCGUCCAGCAGAGCGUAAACACGUAGACUAUCGUCCAGCAGAGCGUAAACACGUAGACUAUCGUCCAGCAGAGCGUAAACACGUAGACUGUCGUCCAGCAGAGCGUAAACACGUAGACUGUCGUCCAGCAGAGCGUAAACACGUAGACUAUCGUCCAGCAGAGCGUAAACACGUAGACUAUCGUCCAGCAGAGCGUAAACACGUAGACUGUCGUCCAGCAGAGCGUAAACACGUAGACUGUCGUCCAGCAGAGCGUAAACACGUAGACUGUCGUCCAGCAGAGCGUAAACACGUAGACUAUCGUCCAGCAGAACGUAAACACGUAGACUACCGUCCAGCAGAACGUAAACACGUAGACUAUCGUCCAGGAGAGCGUAAACACGUAGACUACCGUCCAGCAGAGCGUAAACACGCAGACUAUCGUCCAGCAGAGCGUAAACACGUAGACUAUCGUCCAGGAGAGCGUAAACACGUAGACUAUCGUCCAGCAGGACGAAAACACGUAGAUUAA
Procambarus clarkii (red swamp crayfish) is the source of this 984-nucleotide messenger RNA. Its product is annotated as involucrin-like. Gene Ontology annotation, molecular function: calcium ion binding. NCBI's taxonomy places the organism in Eukaryota, Metazoa, Arthropoda, Malacostraca, Decapoda, Cambaridae. Gene Ontology annotation, biological process: negative regulation of protein sumoylation. The record is from RefSeq and is a predicted model, not a curated record.